AGAGGAGAAAGUGAAUGUGACUAUUUAAUUUCUGUCUUCAACAUCACAAGAUUUCGUUCCAAGCGUUUUUAAUAUUCUCCCUGAUUCGGGCAAUAUAGCCUAUUAGUAUAAAAUGUGCCUGCUAGGUUACGUAAUGUGACACGUGGAUUAAUGUUCCAUUUAAUAAUAAUCUACUCAAUUGAAUAACUUUUAAUUUCUAUUCGCUGUGAUGUUUUUAGGCGUGGUGUAUCUUGACGUUCAUGUUCUCCAGAUAGCCUAUUGUUAAUACAGUUUGACUGCGACACCCAAUGAUUUAUUAAAACGGACCCAUCAGAAACCACUGUAAUCUGGGGUGUAAAACACACUUGACUAUAUUUUAAUUCAUAUGGGCGUUGACAUUCUGAUAUUUUGGACAAACCCGUGAUGUGUGUGUGUGCGUGUGUGUGUUCGUGCUCGUGCGUGCGUGUGUGUUUCAGCAUUGUCUCGUGAGCUCUCAUUAUCAGUGCGUUUGAGAGGGUUUGGUGAAGGGAGAAGAAUAUGUAUAAUUGUCUUCUCGCCAAGCGGUGGGUUUGUUUUAAUUGACACUCGCUGGGACUACAAGAAACAAGGAACAACCCCCAUCUACCGGCAGAAUCUCUGCCACCCUCUCCUCCUUCUCCUCCUCCUCUUCUCUUCUCUGGCUUCUAUAACAGGACAACGCUUUCUCAGCUGAAGCAGAACCAGUCGGAUGCUCUGAGCCUACCGGACGCAGAGCUGUAUAUGGAAGUUGUAGGCUAUAAGGCAGAAGCGAGCUGUUGCACAUUGCGUCGUUCAAGAGCGGGAGCCAUGCUGUUCCACGGGAUCUCCGGUGACCACAUCCAGGGCAUUAUGGAGGAGAUGGAGAGGAGAUCCAAAACCGACUCGCGCCUGGCCAAGGGCGUGCGGCUCAACGGAAGGGAAGCGACCAUGCCUUCCAUGGGCCCUGAGAAACCCGCGUUGUGUGCCGGCUGUGGAGGCAAAAUAUCGGAUAGAUAUUAUCUGCUCGCUGUGGACAAACAAUGGCACCUACGGUGCCUCAAAUGCUGUGAAUGUAAACAGCAUUUGGAGUCAGAGCUCACGUGUUUCGCCAAGGAUGGCAGCAUCUACUGCAAGGAGGAUUACUAUAGAAGGUUCUCCGUGCAGAGGUGCGCUCGCUGCCACCUCGGGAUCUCAGCAUCUGAGAUGGUGAUGCGCGCGAGGGACUCCGUGUACCACCUGAGCUGCUUCACGUGCACCACGUGCAACAAGACCCUGACCACAGGCGAUCACUUCGGCAUGAAGGACAGCCUGGUGUACUGCCGGGUCCACUUCGAGACCAUAUCCCAGGGAGAGUACCCCCACCCUGGCCUCAACUAUGCCGAGAUGGCGGCUAAAGGUGGAGGUCUGGCGCUGCCAUACUUCAAUGGCACUGGAACGGCCCAGAAGGGAAGGCCUCGGAAGAGGAAGAGCCCCGCCAUGGGCAUAGACAUCACCAGCUACAACUCAGGUUGUAAUGAGAAUGAUGGGGAACACCUGGACCGUGACCAGGCCUACCCUCCAGCCCAGAAGAACAAGCGCAUGCGUACCUCCUUUAAGCACCACCAGCUCCGCACCAUGAAGUCCUACUUUGCUAUCAACCACAACCCCGACGCCAAGGACCUCAAACAGCUGGCCCAGAAGACAGGCCUCACCAAAAGAGUUCUCCAGGUAUGGUUCCAAAACGCAAGAGCCAAAUUCAGAAGGAACGUUUUGCGACAGGAGAAUGGAGUUGACAAGGCCGACGGCACGUCACUCCCUCCGCCCUCGUCCGACAGCUGCGCUCUGACGCCCCCCUCCAGCGCGGCCACACUAACAGACCUGACCAAUCCCUCUAUCGCUGUAGUGACCUCCGUCACGUCUAGUUUGGACAGCCAUGAUUCGGGGAGCCCCUCACAGACUACCUUGACAAACCUUUUCUAGCAAAGCUCUACGACUCCUAGCAAGAACAACGACGACAACAACAGCAGCGGUUAAUCAGGAGGAGAUUAUUUUGAUGUGUAGCAUUUGCAACCGCUUGGCAGCUGAGUUUGUAGUCAACCUAUUUAGUGAUUGGUUUUGUGUCGAAGGACGUUUUGAAUCUGGAAGACAAAUCAUUAUAGAGGGUUCAACAAUCUGGGUCACAGCCCAAAUUAAAUGAUUUAAAUGGUAAUAGUAUAUUAUUUUUUACUUUAUUUAAUUUAAUUUGUUCAUUCGAUUUGAUUUAGUCUAAAUUGACCCCGCCUGAUAAUUCAUUUUAAAUCAUUAAUACUAUGUUAGUCCAAUUUAAGGCAUAUUUCGAUCUUAUUUUAUUUUUAUUUUUAAAUCUUUGAAAUAUUAAUUUUCAGAUUGUUGUUUAAAAGAUCAUUCAGAGUUAUCCUGGAUGUUACAAGAUAUUGGAGCAUUAUAGAGAUGAGUAAUUUCUCGUCUCUAAAUUACGUUGUAUACAUUACAACAACCCAAACAUUACAACUCUAAUGCCAGGUGGCUGUAGUGACGUCAACAUGCAUUUUGUCUUAACAUGAUACUCCUCAACUGUGAUAGAAAAUAAUAAGAACAGAACAAAUCUCUAGAUCUGUACAGUGGUAACUGUCCAACAUGUAAUGCAGAGUCACGUUGAUAUUAGGAGUUCUACUAUAUAAAUCAGUGAGUGUAAUUUUGAUUGGGACAGAGUUCUUGGGCACUGUUUGAAAUUAUUAUUUUACUAAUCUUUUGGCUUCAUUUUACAUACCAAACACACGAAUGGAAAAACAAUUCUGUUGGCCUCAUUUUACAUACCAAACACACGAAUGGAAAAACAAUAGUUUAUCUGGAUUCAGCGAGCCCGUAGAAUUACUGUUAAAUACAGCUGCACAGUGACAAUAAACUGCCCAAUGAAAAGUGCAUUAUUAUUAUUAUCAUCAUCAUGUUUCUCAGGGUAAAGAAGGGUUGAUUCUGAAAAAGGUAAGAAGGUAGAAGAGGAAGAUGAUAAAAAGUGAGGGAUGACGAUAUGGAAGAUUAGAUGUGUAGAGCUGACAGAAACAUCAACAAUAACCCCAGAAAAGCUGGAGAUAUUCGACAGUCGGUGGGACAAAGAAAUCACCCUCCACCUUUUCUCCUUGGCCAUAUUUCAACUUUACCGACACUUGCUACUGAACAGACCAAAUGAUAUUUUCCCCUCUGGCUGAUUUUGGGGGAAAGAGAGACGAGGAAUAGAAGGAUUGCUUUCUGACGGGGUUAAACUUUUGUUUGUCUCCUGGGCCAGCUGAUUAAGGUCGUUGGCGUCGCGUUGUGGUUGAUAGCAAAGCAGGACUACAUGGUGCGAAUUAGGAGAAAGACAAAGAGACCCUGGCUGCAGGGUUCAAACAUUGUAUUGUAAUUGUCACAAUUUGUUCUACUGUAGAACAUAGCGUUACUCUCAAUCUACUUGAUGAAGUAGAUGCUUAACUCAAUUCUACUAUGUGCCUUAUGCUAUAACUUGGAAGAAAGUUUGUAAACUUCAGGAUUAUAUGUGUUGUUUGUUGACUGAUUGACAUCCCUGUGACGCCUCACUAGUUUUGUACUGUUUUGCAUCUUAUUUCUGAAGAUCUUUUUAUGGUGUAUCCUGUCAGAAAGGAGGCAGCGAUGUCUUAGAAAGCGUUUGUGCACUUCUUUCAGAUAUAGUUGGUUGAUUCCAAUAAUCUUCGUGUUAAUAGUUGAGUACAGUAAGUGUUCUAUCGAGAUUGUCCAUGUUUCCCUGUUUCAUGACAAAGAUGGUGUAUAGAAACUAUUUCUCCUUAAAUAUUUAUGGACCAAACGGUUGUUAUAUAUCUUAUUAAAUUUGUGUGAAUAAAAAAAUACUUUGUUUUAAA
Messenger RNA from Oncorhynchus keta (chum salmon), 3821 nucleotides. RefSeq names its product LIM/homeobox protein Lhx9-like. Lineage: Eukaryota; Metazoa; Chordata; Actinopteri; Salmoniformes; Salmonidae. The transcript has 6 exons. Gene Ontology annotation, biological process: regulation of transcription by RNA polymerase II; neuron differentiation. Gene Ontology annotation, molecular function: RNA polymerase II transcription regulatory region sequence-specific DNA binding; DNA-binding transcription factor activity, RNA polymerase II-specific. The record is from RefSeq and is a predicted model, not a curated record. Gene Ontology annotation, cellular component: nucleus. Bases 739 to 1935 code for a protein of 398 amino acids.